Molecule: messenger RNA, 1483 nt
Organism: Truncatella angustata
Lineage: Eukaryota; Fungi; Ascomycota; Sordariomycetes; Amphisphaeriales; Sporocadaceae
Exons: 2
Coding region: 270-1346 (358 amino acids)
Source: RefSeq, a predicted model, not a curated record
GAACGAAAAAACGGCUGCAGCCCGCGACCCCUGUUUCUGUGCUGUGUAAUCCGUGCGGAUCCCGUGCCUAUGUGGUAUUAAUUCAGGGACCACAUGUGCUGUGUAAUUAGUUGGUGACACUUGUCAUUGAAUCCCGCCCGGCGCAACACGUUGAAUGGCGAAGACUGUCCGUCCACUCCCUCUUUGUUUUGCCUUUAGCCAUCGCUCUCGUACAGAUCCAGCAUAACAUGAUACGAGCUUAGCAACCUGAACUCGCCGACUUCGCGACCAUGUCGAACAAUGCCCUGUCCAUGCUGGGGUGGACCUUCCUUCCCAACCUCGCGACCUCCUGGAUCCAGUCCAUUUACUACUCCGUGACGAUCCGCGCCGGCGACCCGCGCCCCGCACCCAACAGCCCGCGGUUCCUCGAGCACCGCCGCCGCAUCCACAUCCUCGUCGUCUCCGCCUACCUGCUGUACACACUGUACGAGGCCGACCACGAGCUCGCGCGGUCCCCAACCUUCUACGGCGACCUCGGCGUGUCCCCCGGCGCCACGGAGCGCGAGAUCAAGUCCCGCUUCCGCCGCCUCGCCGCCCUCCACCACCCGGACAAGGCGUCCCCCGGCGACAACGGCGAGGUCUUCAUGCACCUCAAGACCGCGAGCGACGUCCUCGUCGACCCGGCCCGGCGCUUCGCCUACGAGCGCUUUGGCCCCGAGGUCGUCGCCUGGAAGCACUGCGUCACCAUCAAGGACUUCGUCCUGCGUGGGUGCCAGGCCCUGCUGCCGUACUACGCCGUCGCCGCUGCGAUCAUGUAUGUGCUGGGCCUGUUCGGGUAUCUGGAGUGGGGGAAGUACUGGCGCUGGCUCACCUUGGUCAUCCUGUGCGUGUUCGAGCUGCACACCGUCACGAGGCCCGAGUUUCCCAAGUUCGUGGACGGGCUGGUGAACCCGCUGCUUGUGGGGUGGACAGGCCAUGCGCCGUACCUGCCCUUCCAGAUCAUCAGCCUCGCGAGAAAAUGCAGUGUCACCCUCUACAUUGCCUUCAGCCAGAUCGGACCGUUGUUGCAGCCGCCGGGACAGCAGGGCGUGAAACCCGGUGAGGCCUCGGACAAGGUGUUGCGUCAGGGCUUGGACAGGCUCGAGCAGGCGGCCAGGAUGCUCGAUAGCGACUCGGCACGCCUGAUGGAAUUGGAGAUGGCGCCCUAUGCCGGAGACCCGGAGCUGGUCAAUGGCAUGAGGAGCAAGCUCAAGGAGUGGCUGGUGCAGAACACUAUACGCUCUGAUCCGAUGGUCAGGGAUGCGCUGGGCAGGAGUUUUCAGAAGAGGAGGGCCGAUGCACCCGCUGGCGCAAGGGGAACUAGAUGAUCUGAAAUGGUCUACAGACAUGCGUUUCGAUAGAUGACCAGCACAAUAUAAAUGUAAUAGACCUCUCGUGUGCAGAAAAAAACCGCUGUAAGUCAAACAAGGGAGAACCCGACAUGAAAUCAGGUUUACGUUAUCCA